This is a messenger RNA of Drosophila innubila, 2029 nucleotides long. Its product is annotated as maternal effect protein oskar. NCBI's taxonomy places the organism in Eukaryota, Metazoa, Arthropoda, Insecta, Diptera, Drosophilidae. The record is from RefSeq and is a predicted model, not a curated record. Bases 32 to 1792 code for a protein of 586 amino acids. The transcript has 5 exons.
AGGGAAUGGCGAUAUCAUUUUCGUUAUAGCGAUGGCGACAUUCAGAAGUGAUUUUAACAGCGUGCCGAACACUUACACCGACCGCCUGACGGCAUUAAAAAAAAAGCUAACCACGUGUUUCCAGCAGUGGCGACAUCAGCUGCAUAAACAUCACCAUCAACCGAAGCAACGUGUCAGUGGACAAUUCUAUAAGUUCUUUUUGCGAGCGGACUGUUCUAUAUUGGGCGAGAAAGUAACGUAUUUGCAAAAAUUCAAAAAGGUUUUCACAGCACGCCAGAAUUUGGCGGGAACUCAAACAGCAGCAGAGAGUCGAGCAGAGCUUGUGAACCUUAUCAGCCAGAAGGAGGAGGAGCAGGAGCAACAGCUACAUAUUGUAGCCACGCUUUUCUCAUCGACAUUAAUAUCAAAAUAUAGCUCGAAAAAUUCCAUCAACUCCGACAUGACCAUCAUGGAAGACACAUACAUUAGGGUGCGCGACGAGCACCCUGAAAUUGAUGUUGAGAUACGCGCCAUACUGCUCGCCCAUGCCCAGAAUGGUAUCACGAUAUCGAGCAUCAAAAAUGAAUAUCGACAAUUGACGGGCAAUGCAUUUCCGCUUCACGACAACAUCACAGACUUUUUGCUUACCAUACCGCAUGUUACGGCGGAAUGCUGCAAGUCUGGCAAACGCAUCUUUAACAUCAAGCCAACCGAAGAUACCCGACACCUGCACGAAAUGAUACUGAAUCAGCGGCAGCGUGAAAAUGUUAGCAACAAUAACAACAACAACAUUAUGUACGCACAGGAACCGCCACGUUUGUGGCGGUCCCAAUACAAGCGUCGAUAUCCGCUAAAGCUGAACAACAAUAUGAACAUUAACGAGAAACCGCCAGCUGUAAAGAUGGUUCCAGUGCAGUCCCUGGCCACGGCUGCAAUGGAACCCUUUGGUGUCUAUCAGGACAACUGGAAGCAUCUCAACAAUCAGUAUCAGCUAUCGCAGAUGGCAGCUCAAAACAACAACAACAACAUCAACAAUAACAUCAACAAUAACAUCUACUCUAUUCGUUCGGAUCCUGCACAGCUACAGAUAGCACCUCCGCCGGCAGAGCAUCAGCAGCUGGAACAGCAUCAGAUUGUAGAGUAUACACAUAAGCGGCGUCAUGAAUUCACGCCAACGCCAACAACAUUGUCAUGUCCAUCCCAACAUGACUCCAUGUUCACCAUCAACUCAGACUAUGAUGCAUAUCUAUUGGAUUUUCCGCUGAUGGGCGAUGAUUUCUUCUUAUACUUGGCACGCAUGGAGUUGAAAUGCCGUUUCAAAAAGUAUGAGAGGGUGCUACAGUCUGGUUUGUGCAUCUCUGGCCAAACCAUAAAUGCCGCACGGCAACGUCUGCAACAUGUUGAACUACCCGAGUUGACACAAAUCAUUGUUAACAUCGGUUCCGUUGACAUAAUGCGGGGCAGGCCGUUGGUUCAAAUCGAGCAUGAUUUCCGUCAGCUAAUCAAGGAGAUGCACAACCGAAGAUUCGUGCCUGUGCUGACCACGUUGGCACCGCUAGCCAACAGACGCCACGACCAGCAGACAAGCGACAAAGUGUUGCGAUUCAACAAGUUUAUACGCAGCGAGGGACGACACCUAACAGUCAUUGAUAUACACUCGUGUCUGAUUAAUGAGAAUGGUGUUGUGCGUUUCGAUUGCUUCCAGAACGGGCCACGUAGUGUGACGGGCUCACCAGAGCCACAUGUAUUCUGGAACAAAAUCGGACGGCAGCGAGUGCUGCAGAUGAUCGAACAAAAUUUGGAAUAUCACUAAGGCUGAUCGGGUUACAAUGGGUGGAGUCAGUCGAUCUGGCACCGGUUAUAAAGCUUGUACAAAAGUUUUACAAUUAUUCAAAUGACGGCAUGCUGUUUUUAAAGGAAAUUUCAUUUCAAAUGUUAAUUUUUAAUGUGUUUUAUGUUCGUUUUGUCAUGUGUUAGUCCUUAGUUCUUGAAAUUAAAUGUGAUAAAUGUGUUAAAUUUAUGUUCUAUGUUCAUCUUCUGUCACUUUAAA